Messenger RNA from Beta vulgaris subsp. vulgaris (sugar beet), 2651 nucleotides. RefSeq names its product BRASSINOSTEROID INSENSITIVE 1-associated receptor kinase 1. NCBI's taxonomy places the organism in Eukaryota, Viridiplantae, Streptophyta, Magnoliopsida, Caryophyllales, Amaranthaceae. Gene Ontology annotation, biological process: protein phosphorylation. Bases 458 to 2302 code for a protein of 614 amino acids. The transcript is spliced from 12 exons. The record is from RefSeq and is a predicted model, not a curated record. Gene Ontology annotation, molecular function: ATP binding; protein kinase activity; protein binding.
GAAAAAAAAAACAGAAAAAGAAAAAGAAGAAGAAGCAGUGGAAGUAGGAGUACGCUGACCAGCCAGAAAUCGCUGACUAGUCUUUCUCUCUCCUCUUUCUUCGCCAUUUUCAGGCAAACUUCCUUCUCGUUGCUGCUGCUGCCUCCCCUCUCUCUCUCUCUCUAUUUUGUCUCUCCUCCCUACAAAUCCUUCUUCAACUUUCAACUUCACUUUCUCUCUCCUCCGUUUUUUCUCACUGCAAUUUCUCCGAUCUUUUUCUGCUACUCGUUUUUCACCGCCGCCGGAGUAGGAUUCCGGCGUAAUAAUUCUCUCCUUUUAUUUGGUGAUUGGAAGUGAAUUGAAGACGUAAGAGGGUUAAACGACGAGGUUUUUGGUGGAUGAAAUUAGUUGGGCUAUGUGUAGAGUACAUGUUAAGUAUUUUGUAGCUGUUUGCUCCAUUGAGAAGAUCCAGAGCUAAAUGGAACAAGGGGUAUGCACUGUUUGGGUUCCUCUGUGUUUGAUUUUGCUGUUUAGUUACUUUCGCUACGCCUCUGCGAAUGCUGAAGGCGAUGCUUUAAAUGCACUCAAGACCAGCUUGGCUGAUCCUAAUGGUGUACUGCAAAGUUGGGAUCCUACCCUUGUAAAUCCCUGCACAUGGUUUCAUGUUACCUGCAACAGUGAGAACAGCGUUACCAGAGUUGAUCUUGGAAACGCUAAUUUAACUGGUGAACUUGUUACACAACUUGGUCAGCUUCCAAAUCUUCAGUACUUGGAGCUUUACAGCAAUAACAUAAGUGGUCCAGUACCAUACGAACUUGGAAAUUUGACAAAUCUAGUGAGCUUGGAUCUCUACCUAAAUAAUCUUUCAGGUCCCAUACCUGAUACAUUGGGAAAGCUUCAAAGAUUGCGGUUCUUGCGGCUGAACAACAACACCUUGUCUGGACAAAUACCUAGAACAUUAACUAAUAUUACGACAUUGCAAGUCCUUGAUUUAUCAUUCAACGAUCUGUCAGGAACUGUUCCUACCAAUGGAUCCUUUUCAAUGUUUACCCCUAUAAGUUUUAAUGGAAAUAAGAAUUUGGUAAUGCCACCAACACCUCCAUCUUCUCCAGUUCCAUCAGCACCUACUUCAAAUUCAGGUGCUAAUAGUGCCACUGGAGCCAUUGCUGGAGGAGUUGCUGCUGGUGCAGCGCUACUAUUUGCAGCGCCUGCAAUUGCCCUUGCAUGGUGGCGACGGAGGAAACCGCAGGAUCAUUUCUUUGAUGUGCCUGCUGAAGAAGAUCCAGAAGUUCAUCUGGGACAACUGAAAAGGUUCUCCCUGCGAGAAUUACAAGUUGCAUCUGAUAAUUUUAGCCACAAAAAUAUCCUCGGUCGAGGUGGAUUUGGAAAAGUUUACAAGGGGCGGUUGGCUGAUGGUUCUCUUGUGGCAGUCAAGAGACUCAAAGAGGAGCGCACUCAAGGUGGUGAACUCCAGUUUCAAACUGAAGUUGAAAUGAUUAGCAUGGCUGUCCAUCGAAAUUUGCUUCGUUUGCGUGGUUUUUGCAUGACACCCACGGAAAGAUUACUUGUAUAUCCAUAUAUGGCUAAUGGAAGUGUUGCAUCCUGUUUGAGAGAACGCCCUGAAACAGACCCACCACUGAGUUGGGAGAUCAGGAAGCGAAUUUCCUUGGGAGCUGCUAGAGGGCUUGCUUAUUUACAUGAUCAUUGUGAUCCUAAAAUUAUUCAUCGUGAUGUAAAAGCUGCUAACAUACUACUGGAUGAGGAGUAUGAAGCAGUUGUGGGAGACUUUGGGCUGGCAAAACUUAUGGACUACAAAGAUACUCAUGUUACUACAGCUGUACGUGGUACGAUUGGACACAUAGCGCCCGAGUAUCUCUCAACUGGAAAGUCAUCAGAGAAAACUGAUGUUUUUGGCUAUGGAGUUAUGCUUCUAGAGCUCAUCACUGGACAAAGGGCUUUUGAUCUUGCCCGGUUAGCCAAUGAUGACGAUGUUAUGUUGCUAGAUUGGGUAAAAGGGCUUCUUAAAGAGAAGAAACUGGAGACCUUAGUUGAUGGUGAUUUGCAGGGCAAUUAUGUUGAUGCUGAGGUUGAGCAGCUUAUUCAAGUUGCUUUGCUUUGCACACAGAGCUCUCCAACGGAACGACCUAAGAUGUCGGAGGUGGUCAGAAUGCUGGAAGGUGAUGGCUUGACUGAGAGGUGGGAGGAAUGGCAAAAGGAAGAGAUGUUUCGCCAAGAAAUCAAUCUCUCCCACCACCCUAAUACCGAAUGGAUCGUUGACUCUACUUCUAAUCUCCGGCCAGAUGAACUAUCUGGUCCAAGAUGAUAUCUUUUUAUUGGUUAAUAUUUGAAAUAUAUGUAAUUCCAAGUUUCUUAAAAGUUGUUUAUGUAUUGAAAAUUAAUAGUCGUCUCAUAUGUGAAUAUUUUCCCUAUUCUUACUCUCCCUUGUAUCAUCAUCUCCCCCCUUUUUCCAAUUUUCAUUUUGUAGUGUAUUCACAAUGACAGAUACAGAUACUUUGAUGUCCAUAUUUGGUCAAAAUGAUUGUGGGUUCUAGGAACUACAAGUAGCACAAUAUCAAGAAAGCGCCAUUGUGUAUUGAUUUUUACAUGUAGGCUGUAGCAAAUUAGUGAUUUUUACUGUAUCAAUGAAAAAGAUAUUGCUCCCUUUUAUGCUA